GGAGGCCAGAAGUCCACAAUCAAGAUGUCAGCAGCAUUGGCUCCUUCUGGAGGAUCUGAGGGGGAGCUGUUGAACCCCUGCCGAUGUGAUGGGUCAGUUCGGUAUACACACCAGCUGUGCCUGCUAAAGUGGAUCAGUGAGAGGGGUUCCUGGACCUGUGAACUCUGCUGUUACAGAUACCAUGUCAUAGCCAUUAAAAUGAAACAACCUUGCCAGUGGCAAAGCAUUUCUAUAACACUGGUUGAGAAAGUUCAGAUGAUUGCUGUAAUCCUAGGAUCCCUGUUCUUAAUAGCGAGUGUCACCUGGCUUCUCUGGUCCGCCUUCAGCCCCUAUGCAGUGUGGCAGAGGAAGGACAUCCUUUUUCAGAUCUGCUAUGGAAUGUAUGGUUUUAUGGAUCUAGUGUGCAUAGGUCUCAUUGUCCACGAAGGAGCUGCAGUUUACAGAGUGUUUAAGCGCUGGCGGGCUGUUAACUUACACUGGGAUGUAUUAAAUUAUGACAAAGCCACAGACAUCGAAGAAAGUAGCCGGGGAGAGUCUUCUACAAGCAGGACUUUAUGGUUGCCAUUGACAGCUCUGCGGAACAGGAACUUGGUCCACCCCACGCAGCUAACCUCCCCGAGGUUUCAAUGUGGCUACGUGUUAUUACACCUGUUCAAUCGGAUGAGACCCCACGAAGACCUGUCGGAAGAUAACAGCUCAGGAGAAGUUGUGAUGAGAGUGACUUCAGUGUGACCAGAGUAUAGGACGGUGCAGUGUGGACCACCCUGCACAUUUUGGAAUGUAAUUGCAAUGAAUGGCAAAACCAUAACACUUCUAAAAACACACAUCUAUGAACUUUUUAAAAUUUAUGCUUUUUAUAUGAACAUUUGAAUUGCAAAUACAUUUUUCUGAAAAAAUAAAAGAGUCCUCUUGUUUGCUUUCUGAUUUAUCACACAUUUUAUAAGUUGAUACUUGAAAUCAUGAUCUGUAUAAUUUAACUCUACUUGGUUAAAAGAAUGAUGAAAGUUAUCCUCAAGGCCCAAACUA
Messenger RNA from Myotis brandtii (Brandt's bat), 1026 nucleotides. RefSeq names its product membrane-associated ring finger (C3HC4) 11 (gene MARCHF11). Bases 25 to 732 code for a protein of 235 amino acids. The record is from RefSeq and is a predicted model, not a curated record. The transcript has 4 exons. Lineage: Eukaryota; Metazoa; Chordata; Mammalia; Chiroptera; Vespertilionidae. Gene Ontology annotation, biological process: protein ubiquitination. Gene Ontology annotation, molecular function: ubiquitin-protein transferase activity; zinc ion binding.